AUGGGAAAUGGCAAUGAUAAGGAUAUAAAGGACGAGUACGCCAAAUCUUACUACGUAGUUCUACUACGGAAGCAGCAAGAGAUAUUUGAAAAGCAGAAUCAUGAAGGCGAAUUAACCCCUCAUGAGAUUCAAUCGGUUACUUCAACAUCCUCGGAUCAUUAG
Molecule: messenger RNA, 162 nt
Organism: Arabis nemorensis
Lineage: Eukaryota; Viridiplantae; Streptophyta; Magnoliopsida; Brassicales; Brassicaceae
Source: the annotation of a GenBank genome assembly